GUAUGGAAGCAAACAAAUUACAACAACUCACCACCGCUCUCCCUCGAGCUUCGCCAGGACGUCGUCGAGCUGCCCCCGCAAUCGCCCGGGCGCCGAGCGCAUCUGGGCGGCCUUCUUCUUGCGGCGCGCGAGCGCCUUCGCCUUCGCCUUCUCGGCGUCGUCGCGCCGCUGCUGGCGCUCGGCGGCGGCCGCGUCGCGCGCGGCGCGGACCUUCGCGAAGGGGUCGCGCUUUCGCCGCUUCUCUCGUUUCUUCGGCGCGGGUUCACCCUUCGCCUCGGCCUCGGCGCGGGCGCGCUUCUGGGGCUUCGUGAAGUCGCGCUCCGUGCCGACGUCGCCGUCGCGCUUGCGGAGCUUCUCGUAGCUGCGGAUGAGCUUGGCGUUUUUGUAGAACUCGCGCUGCUUCUUCCGGCGGCCGGGGUUGUGCGCCUUGCGCGUCAGGUAGUCGAAGUCGAGCUUGCCGCCGCGCGGGCCCACCGGCAUGGGGCGCUUCGCCGACGCCAUGGCGUUACGGCGCGCGUUGCGUCGUGUCGCAGUCUCCGCGAGCGCUGCGGUGAAGCGCUGUGCCGCAGUCCGCGAGCGGCGCUGCGGUGAAGCUCUGAACGAGGUCUUACGACGCGUCGAGCCGCGCCGCGGGCCGGAGCGAUGCGAAAGUGCUGUGUAUGCCUGCACAGGCUGCUGCUUGCGCGACGGCGUAACUCUGGCUAUCACUCUGCCCAGCGCUUCAAAUCGCGAGCAUAGAUCGCACACGAUCGAAGGAUCGUGGUAGAUGCCGCUAGGUCGCCCGCAGAGAGCACUGUCGCCCACGG
Messenger RNA from Pelagomonas calceolata, 806 nucleotides. The record is from the annotation of a GenBank genome assembly. Lineage: Eukaryota; Pelagophyceae; Pelagomonadales; Pelagomonadaceae.